AUGGCAGCCAUGUUCAGCCAAAACCCGGUCAUGAACGGCCCUAACUACUCUUUCUCCGAUACCCCCAAACUAAACGGAGAACCUCGAGAACAUCGCUUCAACCCGUAUACCGACAAUGGCGGUUCAACGUUGGGCAUCGCAGGCGCCGAUUUCACUAUUAUGGCAGGGGACACCAGACACACCAGUGGUUACAGCAUCAACUCUCGCAUGGCUCCCAAGGUUUUCAAGAUUGGUGGUUCAAACUCGUCACAAGAUGAUGCCAAUAUUGUACUCUCUGUUUGCGGCUUUGCUGCCGAUGGCGCUGCCCUCAGAGAUCAGCUCGACACCAUCUGCAAAAUCUACCGCUAUCGUCAUGGCAAACCCAUGACAUUGAAUGCCUGUGCGAAGCGUCUGUCAACGAUCCUUUACGGAAAGCGCUUUUUCCCAUACUACGUCACGGCCAUGCUGGGGGGGCUUGAUGAGGAUGGGAAGGGUGCCGUGUACUCCUACGACCCUGUUGGCAGCUACGAACGGGAGCAGUGCCGAGCUGGUGGCGCUGCGGGCAGUUUGAUCAUGCCCUUCCUCGACAACCAGGUCAACUUUAAGAAUCAGUAUAUUCCCGGGAGCGGUGAAGGACACGAUUUGAAGGAACGAGAGCGCUAUCCACUGUCUCGAACGCAAGUCGAAACGAUUAUCAAGGAUGCCUUUGAUGGCGCAGUAGAACGUCAUAUCGAGGUGGGCGACGCGUUACAAAUGCUCAUUAUCACGAAAGACGGAAUUGAGGAGAUCAUGUUGCCGAUGAAGAAGGAUUGA
This is a messenger RNA of Ustilaginoidea virens, 792 nucleotides long. RefSeq lists its product as uncharacterized. Lineage: Eukaryota; Fungi; Ascomycota; Sordariomycetes; Hypocreales; Clavicipitaceae. Gene Ontology annotation, cellular component: proteasome core complex. The coding region runs from base 1 to 792 and encodes 263 amino acids. The record is from RefSeq and is a predicted model, not a curated record. The transcript is spliced from 2 exons.